Gorilla gorilla gorilla (western lowland gorilla) is the source of this 1044-nucleotide messenger RNA. It is a transcript of the gene C2H3orf22, whose product is annotated as chromosome 2 C3orf22 homolog. Lineage: Eukaryota; Metazoa; Chordata; Mammalia; Primates; Hominidae. Bases 339 to 728 code for a protein of 129 amino acids. The record is from RefSeq and is a predicted model, not a curated record. The transcript has 5 exons.
UCCGGGGACCCUGGGGCUGCUGUUCCUGUGGUAAUGUGGCAGCUGGGACCAUGGCCAGCUUCAGUCUGCCUGGCGUCACAUAAGCCAGCCCACAGGGUCCUGCAGCUUGUCCUUUCUGGCUGGAAGCUCUGGGCAUAGCCUGGGACUGGGUCUCUCCAGAGAGGGCUGUAGCCAGGGCCCUGCCAGCCUCGGGGGCCACAGCGGCUCUCACACCAGCAUCUUGCUGGAUAGGAGCAGUUCCAGGACUCUCUGAUCACACCUGAUCAUCAUCACUGCCAGAAUUCAAGGCAGCUGCCUGCCAUGGCUGAGAGGUGUGCCACAGCUUAACCCCCUCAGUGAUGGACUCCAGUGCCUGCAAGAAGUCUCACCAGAGUAAGAAGUGGAGGAUCCAGGCCCAGGAGAAUUUUGCCAAGAAGUUUCCGUACAGGUUGUCGUGGCUGACAGAGCCCGACCCUGAGCCCCUGCAGCCCUGGGAGGUCACAAAUGACUCAAACACGGUGCAGCUGCCCCUGCAGAAGAGGUUGGUGCCAACGAGGUCCAUCCCAGUCCGAGGGGUUGGUGUGAGGAUUAAAAAGAGUAUGAAUGUCACUUCUAGGACUUUAUCCCAAAUGUACAUUCACACAGGAUUGCCAAUUCCUGUUCUGCAGAGCCGCCCACCUGCCAGCUUGCCUCUUCUCACGGUACUCUCUGGAGGUCCUCUGAACUUGGGACACUCCAGCAGUACCUGAAGAUGGACAGCAGCACGGGGAGCAUCUACCAAUUUGGCUUCAGCAGCCACUCCCCCUCCCUUUGCCCACCCACCAGAGGAGGAUGCCUGCCAGGCCUUCAGCCCAUGUGAUUCCGAUAGGCUCCCCUACGCCUCCACCACCUGCUGGGAUAGGCAUGUGGCCUAGGCCUGUCCAAUCACAGCCUCCCAGCCCUUCCCGCCACCUGACUGGCUCAGAGAUGGGCACUUGAGACCCAGACCGGGCCAAUGGAUGCCUCCUUGGGACUUUGACUGGAAUCAGUGGCAAAGGAGCCCUCUCUAGCUUUGGGUUGGAGUUG